AUGAAGAUCACCAUUGUUGCCUCUCUCUUCCUCACUAUCGCCGGUCUCGCCGCCGCUUCACCCCUGGCUCAGCCUGAUGAUGUUCCGAUCGUCCCUGUCGAACCUGAUAAUGACCCGAGCAUCACUUCCAUUCCUGGGACUAGCUGCUCAGGAUCUGGGCGAAUUAUCUGCAGCAUCAGCGAUGGGCAGCGGCCACUUGUCCCCCCAGCACGUCGUGCCGUUAUAACAGCCAGAAAAACUGGGCUUGGUGCGAGCGCUAUUGAGGCUAGCAUGUUGCUGAGGUGA
Paracoccidioides lutzii Pb01 is the source of this 285-nucleotide messenger RNA. RefSeq lists its product as hypothetical. The transcript is spliced from 2 exons. The record is from RefSeq and is a predicted model, not a curated record. The coding region runs from base 1 to 285 and encodes 94 amino acids.